Molecule: messenger RNA, 3441 nt
Organism: Lathyrus sativus (Indian pea)
Lineage: Eukaryota; Viridiplantae; Streptophyta; Magnoliopsida; Fabales; Fabaceae
Source: the annotation of a GenBank genome assembly
AUGCUAAAAAACUUAGGGUUAGGGUUAGGGUUCUUGUUAGUAUAUGUUCAGUUGAUCUUUACUAAUGUUGAUAUUGAGUUCGAUUGCGGCGUUGUUAAUUCUUCGCUCUUGAUUGCUUUUCUUGUUGUUAUUGUUGUGUUGAUGAUCGGUUUUUGGUUUCGUUGCGUUUUGUUCAGCAGCUUACUGCACUAUAUGCUUCCUAGAAAGAGACACUGCGAAGGAGUGGUUGUGGAAGAGGCAGCUACUGAUAGUUUUCCAAAGAAGAAGAAUCUGAUUGUCACAGUUGGAACUGAGGGUUCGGUUGUGAAUAGCGACCGGAGUCUAAGCAGUAGUAGUAAUAACAACAGCAAUAGCGAGACGACUCUUGAACAAGGAACCUACGUCAUGACUUUGGGAGAUGCCAAUCCGUCGGAUAUUGAUGAAGACCUUCAUAGCCGGCAGCUUGCUGUGUAUGGUCGAGAGACCAUGCGUAGGCUCUUUGGGGCUAGUGUUCUUGUGUCUGGGAUGCAGGGUCUUGGCGCUGAGAUUGCAAAGAAUCUCAUUCUUGCUGGUGUCAAGUCUGUUACCUUACAUGAUGUGGGAACUGUUGAGCUAUGGGAUCUGUCUAGCAGUUUUGUGUUUUCAGAGAAGGAUCUUGGCAAAAACAGAGCAUUGGCUUCUGUUGGUAAGUUGCAAGAGUUGAACAAUGCAGUGGUUGUGCAAAGCUUGACUUCAGCGCUGACAAAAGGCCAACUUGCUGAUUUCCAAGCUGUUGUUUUUACUGAUGUUAGUCUUGAGAAAGCCAUUGAGUUCAAUGAUUACUGUCACAGUCAUCAACCUCCUAUUGCUUUUAUUAAAACUGAAGUUAGAGGCCUUUUUGGUUCUGUCUUCUGUGACUUUGGGCCUGAGUUUACUGUUUUUGAUGUUGAUGGAGAGGAACCCCAUACUGGCAUAGUUGCAUCUGUCACUAAUGACAAUCCUUCUCUAGUAUCCUUUGUUGAUGACGAGAGGCUUGAGUUUCAGGAUGGAGAUUUUGUUGUAUUCUCUGAAGUUCAUGGCAUGAAGGAAUUGAAUGAUGGAAAGCCAAGAAAGAUUAAUAAUGCUAGAGCAUAUUCAUUUACCCUUGAAGAAGACACUACAAAUUAUGGUAGCUAUGAAAAGGGUGGUAUUGUCACACAAAUCAAGCAACAUAAGGUGCUGAACUUUAAGCCACUGAGGGAAGCACUCAGUGAUCCAGGUGAUUUUCUUCUGAGUGAUUUUUCAAAGUUUGAUCGCCCACCUCUCCUUCACUUAGCAUUCCAGGCUUUGGAUAAGUUCAUUUCUGAGUUAGGCCGCUUCCCUGUUCCUGGGAUAGAGGAUGAUGCUCAAAGGCUUAUAGCCAUUGUUAGUAACAUGAAUGACAGCUCAGGUGAUGAGAAAAUAGAUGAUAUAAAUCCAAAACUUUUGCGACAAUUUGCCUUUGGUGCUAGGGCUGUACUGAAUCCUAUGGCUGCCAUGUUUGGUGGGAUUGUUGGGCAAGAGGUUGUCAAAGCAUGCUCUGGGAAGUUUCAUCCGCUUUUUCAAUUUUUCUAUUUUGAUUCUGUGGAAUCACUUCCUUCAGAACCACUGGACUCAGAUGAUUUCCGUCCAGUGAAUAGUCGUUAUGAUGCACAGAUUUCAGUUUUUGGACGGAAGUUACAAAAAAAGUUACAGGAUUCUCAAGUGUUUGUUGUUGGCUCUGGUGCUUUGGGGUGUGAAUUUUUGAAAAAUCUUGCUCUUAUGGGCGUUUCUUGUGGAAAUCAGGGAAAACUAACAAUUACUGAUGAUGAUGUGAUAGAGAAGAGCAAUCUAAGCAGGCAGUUCCUCUUUCGUGAUUGGAAUAUUGGACAGGCCAAGUCCACAGUUGCUGCUUCAGCCGCUGCAUCUAUAAAUCCUAGUUUUAAUAUUGAAGCUCUACAAAAUCGUGUCAGCGCUGAAACUGAAAAUGUGUUUCAUGAUACCUUCUGGGAAAACUUGGGUGUUGUGAUAAAUGCGCUGGACAAUGUGAAUGCAAGACUGUAUGUUGAUCAGAGAUGCUUGUAUUUCCAAAAGCCUCUUCUUGAAUCUGGGACUCUUGGAGCAAAAUGCAAUACCCAGAUGGUUGUUCCCCAUCUGACAGAAAACUAUGGUGCAUCAAGAGACCCCCCUGAGAAACAGGCACCAAUGUGUACUGUGCACUCAUUCCCACACAAUAUUGACCACUGCUUGACAUGGGCGCGGUCAGAGUUUGACGGAUUGCUUGAGAAAACUCCAGCAGAAGUGAAUACAUAUUUGUCCAACCCAGGUGAAUAUGCUACUGCAAUGAGGAAAGCUGGGGACGCUCAAGCAAGGGAUAAUUUGGAGCGUGUUCUUGAUUGCCUGGACAGGGAUAAAUGUGAAACUUUUGAAGAUUGUGUUACUUGGGCGCGGCUGAAGUUUGAAGAUUAUUUUGCUAACCGGGUGAAGCAGUUGGCCUUUACUUUUCCUGAAGAUGCUGCAACUAGUACCGGAGCUCCUUUCUGGUCUGCACCAAAAAGAUUUCCUCGUCCACUGCAAUUUUCGUCCUCUGAUCUGGGUCAUCUACAUUUUGUGGUGGCUGCUGCUAUUUUACGCGCAGAAACUUUUGGUAUAACGAUCCCUGACUGGGUUAAGAACUCUAGGAAGGUGGCUGAUGCAGUUGAUAGGGUGAUUGUACCUGACUUUCAGCCUAAGGAAGGCGUGAAAGUAGUGACAGACGAGAAGGCCACUAGUCUCUCCGCUGCAUCUGUAGAUGAUGCAAAGGUUAUUAAUGAUCUAAUAAUCAAGUUAGAGAGGUGCCGAACAAAUUUGCCCCCAACAUUCAGGAUGAAUCCAAUUCAGUUUGAGAAGGAUGAUGAUACAAACUACCAUAUGGAUGUGAUUGCUGGGCUUGCAAAUAUGAGGGCUCGGAAUUACAGCAUUCCUGAGGUUGACAAGCUUAAAGCCAAAUUUAUUGCUGGACGGAUUAUCCCUGCUAUUGCAACCUCAACUGCCAUGGCCACUGGUCUCGUCUGCCUGGAGCUGUACAAAGUUUUGGAUGGGGACCACAAAGUUGAAGACUAUAGAAAUACAUUUGCAAACUUAGCAUUGCCUCUAUUUUCAAUGGCCGAGCCAGUCCCACCAAAGGUUAUUAAACAUCAAGAGUUGAGUUGGACAGUUUGGGACAGAUGGACACUAGGAAACAACCCUACCCUGAGGGAAGUUCUUCAGUGGCUGAAGGCUAAAGGCUUGAAUGCUUAUAGUAUUUCAUGUGGGAAUAGUUUGCUCUAUAAUAGCAUGUUCCAAAGGCAUAAAGAGCGAAUAGACAAAAAGAUGGUAGAUCUGGGAAGGGAAGUAGCUAAGUUAGUGAUCCCUCCAUACCGUCGUCAUUUGGAUGUGGUUGUUGCAUGUGAGGAUGAGGAUGAUAAUGAUGUUGAUAUCCCUCUAGUAUCCAUUUAUUUCCGUUAG